Molecule: messenger RNA, 2264 nt
Organism: Branchiostoma floridae (Florida lancelet)
Lineage: Eukaryota; Metazoa; Chordata; Leptocardii; Amphioxiformes; Branchiostomatidae
Product: kelch-like protein 21
Exons: 5
Coding region: 271-2256 (661 amino acids)
Molecular function (GO): protein binding
Source: RefSeq, a predicted model, not a curated record
CUGUGCCAUUGGGCUGGUGCCAAGUAUGCCAAGAUCAGGAGGCACUGGUCUGCAUGUGAUGUGCCUAAAAUGGAAUCUGACCCUGAAGGAGUGUUCUGUGCGUGAUCGACGUUUGUAUUCCCAAUGUGAGGACGUACAUUGUAAAUCAAUGCUCACUCAGUUCAUGUAAUUUGCCAUCAUGUGGAUAACUGACCUGUGCAGGGAAGAACCUCUGUCUGCUUCAAGAACUGAUGUUCCGACUCAUGUCUGCUCCUCCAUCUCUAUUUCACAAUGCCUGAACACAUCUUCGACUCAUCUGAGGACUUUCAGUGCACCUUCUUAGAAAAUGGAGACUUGCUGUUCAAAGACAAGUCUCAUGGAAGGCGCCUUUUUGAAGGUUUAUCUCGGCUACCACCUGGUUCCUCAGCGACAGUCACAGACAUUCUUAGCAAAAACCUAACAACAACUCUCGAACUUAGCGACGAUGAAGAACGGUACAUCAGACUCGAUCACACCGCUGUGCUGGAGACACUGGGAAACCUCAGGUCAUCCAGGAAACUUUGCGAUGUCGUUCUUCGUGUUUCGCGCUCCAAGUUUUACUGUCAUCGAGCAGUCCUGGCAUCCUUUAGUCCUUUCUUUGCAAGAAUGCUUCUCGGUGACUUCAAGGAGAGCCAAGACAAAAACGUUUGGCUAAACGACGUGUCGUCUAAGAUUGUUGAUGAACUCUUGACCUACGUCUACGCAGGAUCGUUAACUAUCACGAGAUCUAACGUAGAGAGACUUGUCCAUACAGCGACGCUCUUUCAGCUACCAUCGGUGGUGACAACCUGUUGCCAGUAUCUUUCCAAGCAGCUUUGCGUCGAAAACUGUUUCGGGAUUUGGGUCUUUGCCGAGGCUUAUUGUUGCUUAAAUCUAGCGGAAGAAGCGAGAGGACUUGCUCUGGAGAAUUUAUCUCGUGCGGCACGGGUUGGGGACUUAGACGUUCUGUCCUUUGACCACAUGCUGUUUUUGAUUACUGACGAACGUUGCAAGUGGUGUACUGAAGUUUUGUACGAAGUGGUGAUGCAAUGGGCAAGGGGCGAAAGAACCAGGCGCGAACAUCAUCUGCGACCAUUAUUGCGCUGCCUAGACCUCUCUCGCGCGCACCCAGAUUUCUUCAAGCACCACAUCAAGGACGAACCAUUCCUUAACAUGUCGCCGGAAUGUCUCCAGCUUGUUCUCGAUGCAGAGCAGGAGAUGGAAGACCGUAAGGAACUUCGCCUACCGGGCGACGUGAUAGCGCAGGUGGGCGGGACGUGCUCUGAUCAGAACACGGGAGACGUCAACAAUAUGUCCUAUAUCGACUGCUGGGAUGUGAGGAAAAACUCGCGAGCUGUUUUGACCGACUUGCCACCAAGUUUGGACAAUGGAAACUGUUACCGUAAUGUUUUAAGCAUCGAUGAUGCCAUCUACAUACUUUCCUCGAUGGAAAGGUCUCAGUACGACUCUGAGAAGGAGAUGGAAUUCUGGCGCUACUCUGCCUCUUCUGACGCAUGGACACGUCUUCCCGACCCUCUUACCUUCCACGAAGGGCACUGCGGUUUCGUGGCCGUCCAAGGACGAAUCUACGCCAUAGGCAGCAACCUCCUAGCCGAGAAAGAUCAGUUUUACUACGAGGCGUUCAGUCUGAGGGAUAACUCCUGGUUCAUGGUCCCGCCCGUACCACACACGGUCCACAAGAUCGUCGCCGUCUCCUGCCAGGAUAAACUUGUCGUGCUAGGCUACUUUGAGGGCUGGUCCAAGAACUAUUACAUACAGACGCGACAUAAAGGGGUGUGGGACUACUACGAGGUGGAGGCGUACCACGGCGGUAAGCCCCAGUUCCAGGCGGCGUGUGUAGGAACCAGGAUCUACCUUCUCCCCAUGCUGGGCAGGCUGCUCAAACAGAUGUGCGCCUUCGACGUGGAGACGGCUGAGUUUCACAUGAUUCCUGUCCCAACGUACAGGUCCUACCAUAUCUAUUGUGGACUAUGUUUUCCCAGUCCAUUACAGUGUGGAAUGACUGUGUUGGAUGGGCAGGUCGUGGUGACUGGAGGGAGAGAUCAGGCCGUCUCGGCAUACUCUUCACAUGCCAUAGAGGCAUAUGACAGUACGAAAGGCAAGUGGGUGAGGAUUGGAUGGCAGGCAGAGCCUGUAAGGCGAGCACACAGCUGUGUAACUAUACCUAACUGUCAGUGGAUCCAACAGAGGCUAGACAGGCAGGAACAGGCACACACAGAGGCGGAAGAGAGUAACUAGGGACAACA